Messenger RNA from Cucurbita moschata (crookneck pumpkin), 1736 nucleotides. Its product is annotated as vacuolar protein sorting-associated protein 2 homolog 2-like. The transcript is spliced from 18 exons. NCBI's taxonomy places the organism in Eukaryota, Viridiplantae, Streptophyta, Magnoliopsida, Cucurbitales, Cucurbitaceae. Bases 117 to 1316 code for a protein of 399 amino acids. The record is from RefSeq and is a predicted model, not a curated record. Gene Ontology annotation, biological process: protein transport; endosome transport via multivesicular body sorting pathway; late endosome to vacuole transport. Gene Ontology annotation, cellular component: ESCRT III complex; multivesicular body.
UCAGCUUCCAAUUCCUGCGUUUGUCUCGGGAACUGUAAACUUCGUCGUACAAUUGCAAUACCUACGCUUAUUCCCACUCUGGUUCUGGAUUUAGCUACGGAAGUGGAGAAAGAACCAUGAACAUGAACAUCUUCAGGAAGAAAACCUCGCCCAAAGAUGCUCUUCGCACCAGCAAGCGAGAAAUGGCUGUUGCAACUAGAGGCAUUGAGCGAGAAAUUUCAUCUCUUCAGUUGGAGGAAAAAAAUUUGGUGGCAGAGAUAAAGCAGACUGCCAAAACUGGAAAUGAGGCUGCAACUAGAAUCCUAGCUCGACAGCUUGUUCGUCUACGCCAACAGAUAACUAAUUUGCAAGGGAGUCGUGCCCAAAUUCGAGGUGUAGCUACUCAUACACAGGCUCUAUACGCUAGCACUUCAAUGUCUACUGGAAUGAAGGGUGCAACAAAAGCAAUGGUUGCAAUGAACAAGCAAAUGGCACCAGCAAAGCAGGCAAAAGUGAUUAAAGAGUUCCAGAAACAGUCGGCACAGUUGGACAUGACGAUUGAAAUGAUGUCAGAGUCUAUAGACGAAACUUUAGAUAAGGAUGAGGCAGAAGAGGAAACCGAGGAGCUUACGAAUCAGGUGCUUGAUGAGAUUGGUGUUGAUAUUGCAUCUCAGCUAUCUUCUGCGCCCAAAGGCCGGAUUGCAGCAAGAAAGACUGAAAAUAUUGUUACAAGCUCUGAAUCUCCUGACGUUGAGGAGCUCGAAAAGAGGUUGGCCUCUCUUCGACGAAUGUUCGCGCGAGGAGGAUCGGGACAAGCAGCUAUGCAGAGCCAACUUGUAUGCAGUGGGUGUAGGAGCAUUCUUCUUUAUCCUGGAGGGGCUACUAAUGUAUGCUGUGCAUUAUGCAAUACAGUCACCUCAGUUCCUCCUCCUGGAACAGAUAUGGCUCAACUUAUAUGUAGAGGUUGCAGGACAUUGCUUAUGUAUGCACGUGGGGCAACAAGUGUUAGAUGCUCAUGCUGCCAUACAGUGAACCUUGCACCUGCUACGAACCAGGUGGCACAUGUUAACUGUGGAAACUGUCGAACAACACUCAUCUUUCCCUAUGGAGCUCCAUCUGUCAAGUGUGCGAUUUGUCACUAUGUUACUAAUGUUGGUAUGUCCAACGUGAGGGUUCCUAUUCCAGUGCACAGACGAAAUGGAACAAUUAGCUCUGGGAUGCCCCCUGCAUCAUCAUCUCAGAGCCAAACUGUUGUAGUUGAGAACCCUAUGUCUGUUGAUGAAAGUGGCAAAUUGGUGAGCAAUCUUGUUGUCGGUGUCACGACGGAUAAAAGGUAACGUGGUGGAGAAGAUGGUUGAUGGCAUUUACUAUUAUCGGUUUAAAAAGGAUGGGAGGAAGCGAUCUAUAUAUAUAUAUCUUUAGUACAUUACUAUACUGCUUGGGAUAUGAAUAUGGUUUUGGAAAUUUCUGUAUAGUUUGUCUCUGGAUUUUCCCUCGAAGUCACCAUUCAUUAUUGAGUCAACGUCAAUUUGAGGUUCAGAUAAGUUUUUACCCUGGGAAUGUGAUGUAUAUUGUGGACCAGAAGAAUUGGAUAUAUAGUGUGAUUUUCUGUACCGAAUCAUUGAGCUGUCUCGCAAGUAAAAAUAUUAUACAUCCAUUUUAUCCCCCUUAGGUAAAUGAGUAUAAACCCUGUCUUGUAAUUCUGUUUCCUUGAUUGGUGAUAUGAUAUGCAUUUCGAAUUUCAUUGGUUUUGUUCA